Messenger RNA from Phytophthora sojae, 354 nucleotides. RefSeq lists its product as hypothetical. The record is from RefSeq and is a predicted model, not a curated record. The transcript has a single exon. Bases 1 to 330 code for a protein of 109 amino acids. Lineage: Eukaryota; Oomycota; Peronosporomycetes; Peronosporales; Peronosporaceae.
AUGCUGGCCCGCAACUCGCGCCGACUACCCAAGGCCGCUGCCCGCUGCAUCAGCUCGUCCACGUCCGCGCGCGUACUACAGCUGACGCCCGCCACCUCGGGCGGCUCCGCCAAGACGAGCGUGCCACCGGUCUCCCAGGGCGAGAAGGCCUGGUGCGACCUCUACGGUGUGGCCUCCGAGAAGCAGAUCCAGGAGGCGCUGCACGAGUCCCCGGCCGCCGCGCAGGGCUCCGCCAAGCAGGUCAACUACCCCACGUCCAGCGUGAACCCCGCUGCCAAGGCGCAGAGCAAGACCGAUCUUAAAUGUGGCACCAUAACCUAUUUCAACUAAUAUCAACUGAUAUUAACCUACUCC